AUGGCAGUCAACACGACCACUAACCCGUCCCAGCUGCUGCCUCUCGAACUUGUUGACAAAUGUAUAGGCUCGCGGAUCCACAUCAUGAUGAAGAGUGACAAAGAGAUUGUUGGCACGCUGCUGGGCUUUGAUUACUUUGUCAAUAUGGUAUUGGAAGAUGUCACUGAGUUUGAGAUCACACCUGAAGGAAAGAGGAUCACCAAACUCGAUCAGAUCUUGCUAAAUGGAAACAACAUAAUAUUGCUGGUUCCUGGAGGAGAAGGGCCUGAAGUAUGAAGUUUCAAGGGAC
Molecule: messenger RNA, 289 nt
Organism: Trichosurus vulpecula (common brushtail)
Lineage: Eukaryota; Metazoa; Chordata; Mammalia; Diprotodontia; Phalangeridae
Product: U6 snRNA-associated Sm-like protein LSm5
Exons: 1
Coding region: 1-276 (91 amino acids)
Biological process (GO): mRNA splicing, via spliceosome
Cellular component (GO): U6 snRNP; Lsm1-7-Pat1 complex; U4/U6 x U5 tri-snRNP complex
Molecular function (GO): RNA binding
Source: RefSeq, a predicted model, not a curated record